AAUGUUCGAAGUAAUGGGUAUCAGAUCGCUGCCUCCAUUUUCUCUCCCAUCCGCCCUGCAGGGGGGACGCAGCGACUGCCACGUGCCAUUGGGAUGUCCUUGGCCAAAGAGCUCAUCUUCUCUGCCCGUGUGCUCGAUGGCCAGGAAGCCAAAGCAGUGGGCUUGAUCAGCCACGUUCUGGAACAGAACCAGGAGGGGGACGCUGCCUACAGAAAGGCCUUGGACCUGGCAAGGGAGUUUUUACCUCAGGGCCCUGUGGCAAUGAGAGUGGCAAAGUUAGCAAUUAAUCAAGGGAUGGAGGUCGAUCUGGUCACGGGAUUAGCCAUAGAAGAAGCGUGCUACGCUCAGACUAUCCCAACAAAAGACAGACUUGAAGGCCUUCUUGCUUUUAAAGAGAAGAGGACCCCUCGCUAUAAAGGAGAAUAGGAGAAACAGAAAUGGUUAAAACGCCAGUGUCAUAAAGGUACUUCUGGAAGCAUCUCUCAGACCCAGAUGUGCCUCGGUACCUGGAAUCCCAAUGGCCAAAGUGAAGAGCGAGUUACUCGUAUACUGAGCUAAGUGUCUGGAGUGGCCCCUGUGUGUACUUUGUCCCAGUGUGCAUCAUCGCGUCCAUUCAGAUUUAUAAAGCUGGUGACGAACACUGUCAAAACAUCGACCCAGAAUUAGGUACACAUUUCUAAAUACCUCCUGCAUAUGAGGCUUUCUGUUCUUAAUUUUUUUAAUGUGAAUAAUUUAUAUAUAUUGCACACUCUAGGAAAUAAUAAUGAUUGUAUGUCUCCCGUGCUACUGUAUGAAAAUAAAAUUAUUUCUAUAUACCAAAAA
Vicugna pacos (alpaca) is the source of this 822-nucleotide messenger RNA. Lineage: Eukaryota; Metazoa; Chordata; Mammalia; Artiodactyla; Camelidae. The record is from RefSeq and is a predicted model, not a curated record.